AUGCGUAUCACCGUCAACGUCAUCCGCCCCGAGCAGGCGGACUCGGACAUCAUCAACCUAGAAGUGGGCGGCUAUAUGUCAAUCGAGCUCCUCAAAGCUAUUGUCGAAAGCGAAACUACCAUCCCACCUGAAGCCCAACAACUCGUCUACAACAACCAGCUCCUCCAGAACCCCUCCCAAACCCUAGACCAAGCCGGCAUCACCGAGGGCGACAUGCUCGGUGUGCACGUCACCCUCCGAGCUCCCCAACCCCAAACCACUCGCCCCGCCGCUUCCAGCUCCGUCGCGCCCAGACAGAACGCUCAACCCCGCCCCGGCAUGCCGGACCCCGAAACUAUUCGUUUACAUAUCCUGGGUGACCCCCGCGUGCGCGAGGCCGUCCGCAGGCAGAACCCGGAGCUGUCUGAAGUCGCGGAUAAUGCUCAGCGCUUCCGUGAGGUCCUGCUUAGGCAGCAACAGGGUGAGGCGCAGCGGGAGGCGGAAAAGGAAGCUCGUAUUGCGAUGCUCAAUGCCGAUCCUUUUAACCACGAUAACCAGAAGGAAAUUGAGGAGAUUAUUCGCCAGAAUGCUGUUACCGAAAAUCUACACAAUGCCAUGGAGCAUCAUCCUGAGUCCUUCGGUCGCGUGACAAUGCUCUACAUCCCCGUCGAAGUAAACGGCCACCGCCUAAACGCCUUCGUCGAUUCCGGCGCUCAGGUGACUAUCAUGUCGCCCGAGUGUGCAACAUCGUGUAACAUAAUGCGCCUGGUAGACCGUCGCUACGGCGGUAUCGCCAAGGGCGUCGGGACCGCCCCGAUCCUGGGCCGGGUUCACUCCGCCCAGAUCAAGAUCGGUGAGAUGUUCCUGCCCUGCUCCUUCACCGUCAUGGAAGGCAAGCAGAUCGACCUGCUCCUCGGUUUAGACAUGCUUCGCCGCCACCAGGCCUGCAUCGAUCUCCAGCGUGGUGCCCUCGUAAUUCAGGACCAGGCUGUCCCCUUCCUCGGUGAGGGCGAUAUCCCCAAGCACUUGACUGAAGAGUUCGAGGCCGAACCUACGGUCAAGGGAGCCGAUGGUGCCGAAGUGGGUGCCCGCACUGGCGCAGUCACGCAUAAAGCGGAAAAUAAUCCCAAUGCCAAUGCCACUCCCAAUAGCGCAUCCGCCUCCGGUGCGUCAGGGUCACAGCCAAGAAUCAAUAUCCGACCUGCCCCUACUUCGCGGUGGCCGCAGGACUCCAUUGCCAGGAUCACAGAGCUGGGAUUCUCGCGUGAGGAAGCUGUCCGGGCUCUGGAUAUGGCACAUGGAGACCUAGAGGGGGCGAUCGGGUUUUUGAUUUGA
This is a messenger RNA of Penicillium samsonianum, 1314 nucleotides long. It is a transcript of the gene ddiA, whose product is annotated as putative DNA damage-inducible v-SNARE binding protein Ddi1. Lineage: Eukaryota; Fungi; Ascomycota; Eurotiomycetes; Eurotiales; Aspergillaceae. The coding region runs from base 1 to 1314 and encodes 437 amino acids. The transcript is spliced from 2 exons. The record is from RefSeq and is a predicted model, not a curated record. Gene Ontology annotation, biological process: proteolysis. Gene Ontology annotation, molecular function: protein binding; aspartic-type endopeptidase activity.